AUGACUGCCAUCCGGCUACGAGAGUUUGUUGACCGCCGCCCAUUGAUCCCACCCAGGAUAUUCAUUGCCCAUCAAGGAAAGGACGUCCACGGCUAUUACACUGGGCAGCUGGCCAGAGUCCAUUUUGAUUCUAGUGUCAAGCGAUCUCCCAGAUUGGGACAAGAAAUUAGCCACAGUUUCAUCGAAUCCUAGACCGAUCAACUCACUGCCUGAGUUCUACUGUCGUGAAGAGAGGUGGCGUUGAAAUAAAAGCUUUCAAACUAAAUAACUACGGUGUUUGAACAGAACAAUGUUUGGCAUUCUUAGGUGACUCUUUUAGACUAAAAUAAUGAUAACAGAACUAUUUUUAAUUUAAGUGUGUAUCCAGAUGGCUACAACCCUAAAAUAUUUACAUGUUGUGAAUUCUUUUCAGAUUAAGUUGGUCAGCCUAGGGCAAGGAAUCCAGACGCAGCCUUACGAGGACUUGUUAUCUGUUCUCAGCCCCUCUACAAGUCUUGCUGCUGGUGCUGGUAAACAAUCCUACAUUUAUUUAGUCCAAUGGUUAUACGUGGGACCAGGUAAAAAUACCAUUUCAUCUACUCGAUAACUGCAUCACUGGAGAAAAAAAUAAACCUGGGGAUGUGGCCAAGGAGGAAGAAGACCCUGAAGGUGCUCUGGCUGCAGAAACCCAGACAUGGCAUAGGACUGUAGUGAGAUGUGAGAC
Molecule: messenger RNA, 703 nt
Organism: Miniopterus natalensis
Lineage: Eukaryota; Metazoa; Chordata; Mammalia; Chiroptera; Miniopteridae
Source: RefSeq, a predicted model, not a curated record